Molecule: messenger RNA, 2856 nt
Organism: Halichondria panicea
Lineage: Eukaryota; Metazoa; Porifera; Demospongiae; Suberitida; Halichondriidae
Product: ankyrin repeat and KH domain-containing protein 1-like
Exons: 19
Coding region: 9-2660 (883 amino acids)
Biological process (GO): maintenance of protein location in cell cortex; protein localization to ciliary inversin compartment
Cellular component (GO): cell cortex; ciliary inversin compartment
Molecular function (GO): protein binding; phospholipid binding
Source: RefSeq, a predicted model, not a curated record
CUCUAGCUAUGGAUCUGAAGCCUCGUACACCUCUCCCUCCAGGCAUGGUGCCAUCAGCCUCCGAGGAGGACCUGUCAAGCUUGCUGGAGGAAGAGCAGAAAAUAAGAGAACAGAGAUCAAAGGACAUUGUGAAAGAGGGAAGCUUUAGUGAGGUUUCAGCCAAGGAGGGUACAGAGGGCACAGAUCUCGGUGUUGGUGUGCUAAGAACACCUGUUGCUGCUCCUGGUGCCCCACCUGAAGCAUGGAGGUCGGCAACUGAACAGCAGGCCCCAGAUACAUUCCAAAUUGACCUGAGUGGAAAUGAUGACGAAGAAGCAGAAAAUGGAAUAAAAAAAGUACCGGUUUUCCAGGGUAUUAUGACUCCAGAACUUGGGAAGACACCAAGGCGAAAACUAUGGUCCCCUUUCUCAAAGUCGAAAGAUAAAGUUCACGAUCUUCGUGAAGAAGUGCUAUCUAGAGGAGGAGAAAGCUUUUCUGAGCAGCAGUCAACCCCAAAGCGAAAAAUGUCUUCACUAAAGAAAAAUAAAGUUGCCCCAAGCCCAGCUAGGCCAGCAACUAAUCUCAAUACUGGCUCCAACUUCACAUCACUUAUGUACGAUGAAAAUGAAAACAGUUUGCCUCCAGCAAAAGGAGGUAGUAAGCAGAAACCUGACGAUAUUUUGUUGAAAGAAGAAAUUGUUUCCACUUCGCAAGAGGAACGUCCACUAACACCAACGAUAAUAGUCAAAUCAAGGGGUCAAGAAGAUCUUGUAAUUCAAAAUGACAUUGAAGAAAGGAGUACUGCAGGUCCCAGUAGCUCUAGCAGUGUGGAGGCACUCUAUAGUACAGUAGUGAAGCCGAAAUGCAGAAACAUUGCAACACAAGGGGCCGAAAUGGAAAUAUCUGAGUUGAUCACAGAGCUACCAAAGCUGGAAACACAUGAUCCAGAGCCGACCACUGAUACGAGCUUUGUCCUUGAGAAUCAAUACACACAUUGUCAAACACCCAAUGUAGAUGAUCAUGCUUACGAAUUGGUUGAUGCUCCAUAUCUUGAAGCUCCAGAUAUACCAGUCUACAGCGCUUCAGUGUACAAGGAGCUAAUGAAGCAUCAAGAUACUGGCAAUGUGCAACUAGUCUCUGUCAAGGGAACCAUAAGCCAGGCUAAGAGUUUUCCAAUAGGCAGCUCUUCCGACAUGUCUCCUCUGCACUAUGCUGCCGCAAGUGGAGAUAAGAAAGAGCUUGGUCGAUUAUUGUCAAGUCUUCCUGUCAUUCAAGACCCGGUUGAGAUGGUCCUUGGUACGGAGAAGAUGUGUGGGCGUGAGGGGCUUGAGGUGUCUGACAGUGAAGGCAGGACACCAAUCAUGCAUGCAGUGCACAACAACCAUCUUCAUGGCGUCAAAAUGCUUGCUGAAGUUGGAGCAAACGUGAACACACUCGCUCUUGAUGGAAGUACGUGUCUUCACCAAGCAGCCUACUCUGGUAGCAUUGACAUGGUGGCAUUACUGAUGGGCCUCGGAGCUGAUGGUUUGACGAGAGACAGCGAAGGGAGAACACCACUGCACUGGUGCACAAACAAUACAGUACCAGAAACAAUUGAUCUCAUUUUGGAUAAGGUACCUGGCCUAAACGUGGAUGUUCGAGACAGUGCCAUGAUGACCCCCCUCAUGUGGGCAGCCUUCCACGGCCACCAGCAACACGUCAUGAGGUUGAUAGAGAGGGGAGCUGAUCCUCAACUGACAGACGUUGAUGGAAUGACUGCAGCCCACUGGUCUGUUCAGAGACACGAUACACGUACACUGCAAGUGCUUAUUAGCCCUGCAAGUGCAGGAUACAGAGACAACAAGGGGAAGACUGUCAUGCAUCAAGCUGCAGAGAGGGGUAGUGCUAAAGCUGUGAGCUUGAUUAAGGCUGUCAAACCAACUUCAGUCAAUGACCAGGACAAUGACGGUCGAACACCUCUUCAUUGGGCAACUGUUUGUGAGAGUCCCGAUGCUGUUAGAGCCCUGCUAACUCUUGGAGCUAAUACAGGUGUCAAGGAUUUCAGCGAAAUGACUGCAAUGGACUAUGCCACUCAGAAAGAACUACAUUACUGUGCACUGCUACUGAGUCAGGCGGAAGGGUUUGAUGACCCUGACAACUACCAUCUAAUUCCAACGUUUGGUGCAACAACAGCUGCCUUUGGAACACGAGCUCUCCAGCUACAGGAAGGUCAAGUAGCAAACAUGGAGGAUGUGGAGAAUGUACUCACCAAAGACCAAAUUAAACAGCUUCAGACUGUAUGCAGUGGAACCUUAUUGAGCAAGUUCUCAAAUGAGGGGCGAGGUCAAACACAUCCACGGUUCACUUGGGUAAAUCCUUCUAACACCAAGAUUUGCUGGGCAAAGGACAAGAAUUCUGAAACAAAGGAUACCAAGUCAGAUAUUUUGGUGGGAGUGCGCUCAUCUGCAAGCCCAGUGGUUUUUAGUCGAAAGGAUUUUGACCCCAUGAACAAGCACAAGUACUCCUUCUCAAUUUUCACAGCAUCGAGAGUUCUUGAUAUGGUGGCUUUGUCAUCUGAAGACUACAAGAACUGGUUGAAUGGGCUGCAACUAGUACUGCACCUUGGUAGCAUCAAUACAACCAGGCUUCUAAGUAUUAUUCAGAAUGCCUCAGGCACAGGAGAGAUGAGACCCAUUCCAUAACACAAAGAAGCAACAUGAAAACUGUACACAAGAGUAUAUAUAAGCACUGUUUGUGAUUAACUCUAACACAAAAAAUAUUGGUUUAUGUACUGACUGUUUCAUUUUGUUUGAACUUCGCCAUGUCCUUUUUUCGUUUCUGUUGCUGUCGCACCCACUGUCUGUAGUCACUCAGAGAAAGCACUUUUUCCCCGUAAUA